Molecule: messenger RNA, 481 nt
Organism: Aspergillus uvarum CBS 121591
Lineage: Eukaryota; Fungi; Ascomycota; Eurotiomycetes; Eurotiales; Aspergillaceae
Exons: 1
Coding region: 150-398 (82 amino acids)
Biological process (GO): nucleoside metabolic process
Molecular function (GO): catalytic activity
Source: RefSeq, a predicted model, not a curated record
GCGAUGCAAGCAACUUGGUCCUACGUCAGAACGCAAGGACACCCAGCCAGCUGUUCAUCACGGCUUGAUCGCUUCCAGGAAAUCAGGUGAUCGAACAUGCAGGCCCCCGUGACCGACUGGCUGCAAAGCUGAAUAAAUUGUGCUUUGAGAUGGAAGCCGCCGGGCUGAUGGAUAAAUUCCCUUGCCUGGUGAUACGAGGGAUUCCAUACUAUGCUGAUUCGCAUAAGAACAAGCAAUGGCAGGGAUACGCAGCCGCCACGGCAGCUGCUUACGCCAAAGAGCUAUUGUCGGUGAUCAACGCCACAGGGCCCAGAGUAGCUCGCGAAACAACAAAGAAGCAAACAUCGUGCGACGUCGACCAUCGCAGGUGUGCCAGCCAUGGAUGCAUUGCGAUUUGAACAGACAGAGAGUCGACAGGCGACAAUCAAAGCUGCUCACGCUAAGACCGGCCGAUGGCUCUUGGAGACACAAGAAUAUUUAG